GAUAUGGUUAAGGUUAAUCCAAUUGUUGUAGUAUUGCUAAUUGCAAUUGGUGCAAAUGAAAUAUCUUCGAGUGAGUUAAUUAUGAAGAGUAUAACGUCAAGUUUUUUGAAGGUGUUGGAUGAAUGUAAACGUGAGCUCAAUUUUGGUGACAACGUGCUAUCCGAUUUGUACCACUUCUGGAAGGUGGAUCACGCUUUGCUUAACAGAGAUACCGGCUGUGCUAUCGCCUGUAUGAGCAAAAAGCUCAACCUUCUGGAUACUAGUGGAAAACUUCACCAUGGAAAUGCUGAGGAAUUUGCUGUAAGCCACGGAGCCGCAAACGAAAUGGCGUCCAAGCUCGUGACCACGGUGCACGAGUGUGAACAGCAGCACACCGCAGUGGACGACUCCUGUCUGCGCGCCCUCGAGAUAGCCAAGUGCUUUCGAAACGCCAUGCACGAACUGAACUGGGUACCCAAGAUGGACGUUAUGAUUACUGAAGUACUCACUGAGAUAUGAUACCUAGCUACGUUACUCUGUUCGCUUGUACUGCAUAUCUUAUAUGCGGGCGGCAGUUGCUACGUGAAAGAAGAAUAAAGAAACGAACUCACUUGUUAAUAUACACAUUUUUGCUAAA
Pararge aegeria (speckled wood butterfly) is the source of this 616-nucleotide messenger RNA. Its product is annotated as pheromone-binding protein-like. Gene Ontology annotation, biological process: sensory perception of smell. NCBI's taxonomy places the organism in Eukaryota, Metazoa, Arthropoda, Insecta, Lepidoptera, Nymphalidae. The record is from RefSeq and is a predicted model, not a curated record. Gene Ontology annotation, molecular function: odorant binding. The transcript is spliced from 3 exons. Bases 4 to 498 code for a protein of 164 amino acids.